AUGACCCAGGGAAAGCUCUCCGUGACCAGCAAACCCCCCAGCUCUGAGGGCCAGGGAGACAAGAAGGACAAUGCCACAGCCCCCCCGGCUCCCCCGUCCUAUGAGGAGGCGACAGCAGGAGAAGGGAUGAAAUCCGGGCCUUUCCCUGCCCCGCCGGCAGCCCCGCUCCACCCCAGCUGGGCUUACGUGGAUCCCAGCACCAGCCCAAGCUACGGCAGCGGGGGGUACCCGGGGGACACGGAGCUGCUCACGACCUUCAGCUGGGACGACCAGAACGUGCGCAGGGUGUUCAUCAGGAAGGUUUAUGCCAUCCUGAUGGUCCAGCUCCUGGUCACUGUUGUCAUCGUGGCUUUCUUCACCUUCUGUGAACCGGUCAAGGGCUACAUCCAGACCCACUCUGCCUGGUACUGGGCUUCCUAUGCCGUUUUCUUUGUCACCUACCUGAUCCUCGCCUGCUGCUCUGGGCCCAGGAGAUACUUCCCAUGGAAUCUGAUCCUGCUCAGCAUCUUUACCCUGUCCAUGGCUUAUCUCACUGCGAUGCUCUCCAGUUACUACAACACCAAGUCAGUGCUGCUGUGCCUUGGGAUCACUGCCCUGGUCUGUCUGUCCGUCACCAUCUUCAGCUUCCAGAGCAAGUUCGACUUCACCUCGUACCAGGGCGUUCUCUUCGUGCUGCUCAUGGUGCUGUUCCUGGGGGGACUGGUCCUGGCUGUCAUCCUGCCCUACCAAUACGUGCCGUGGCUCCACGCGAUCUACGCUCUGCUCGGGGCUGGGAUCUUCACCAUGUUCCUGGCCCUGGACACGCAGAUGCUGAUGGGGAACCGCCGGUACUCGCUGAGCCCUGAGGAAUACAUCUUUGGAGCCCUCAAUAUCUACCUGGACAUCAUCUACAUUUUCUCCUUCUUCCUGCAGUUCUUUGGCUCCAGCCAGGAGUGAGGG
Molecule: messenger RNA, 939 nt
Organism: Pseudopodoces humilis (Tibetan ground-tit)
Lineage: Eukaryota; Metazoa; Chordata; Aves; Passeriformes; Paridae
Gene: FAIM2
Product: Fas apoptotic inhibitory molecule 2
Biological process (GO): negative regulation of apoptotic signaling pathway
Cellular component (GO): Golgi apparatus; membrane; endoplasmic reticulum
Source: RefSeq, a predicted model, not a curated record